AUGCUCCAAGGCAGAGGCCCAGGGCUGAUUGAGUCUGAGUGUGAGGCCCACGGUGCCCGUGCCCUCCACAGACUGCAUUUCACUGGAGAUGGGAGGCCCCGCCCAAAUCCUGAAGCCCCACCCACAGGGGAGGAGCGAAGCGGUCCCACAGGCUUCCGUCGCAGGCGUGACGUCAGCCACACGCCGGAAGAGGCCCGGGCGCGCUCGCUUGGGCGAUCCCGGGAGGCGGCGGUUGCCAUGGGCCCCGGCGGCGGCGGCGGCGGCGGCGGCGAUUGGGCCGCUUGGUCGGCGGAGCUGCGCUUGCGGCCGGCCAGCGUGUUCGGCGUGGCGCUGGCGGCGCGCCUGGCCCUGGUGCUGUACGGCGUGGUGCAGGACGGCGCGCUGCAGGUGCGCUACACCGACGUCGACUACGCGGUGUUCUCGGACGCCGCGCGCCUGCUGGCCGCCGGCCGCUCGCCGUACGAGCGCGCCACGUACCGCUACACGCCGCUGCUCGGCUGGCUGCUGGUGCCCGGCGUGCGGCUGGGCGCGCUCUUCGGCAAGCUGCUCUUCGUGGCUGCCGACGUGCUGGCCGCGCUGCUGCACUACCGCCUGCUGCGCCGUCGCGGCCUGCGCGCCUCCCGGGCCUGCGCCUGCUGCAGCCUCUGGCUGCUCAAUCCGCUGCCCAUGGCCGUGUCGAGCCGCGGCAACGCCGACUCGCUGGUGGCCUGCCUGGUGCUCGCCCUGCUGGACCUGCUGGCGCGGGGCCGCGUGGUCGGCGCCGCCGUGGCCUACGGGCUCGCCGUGCACCUCAAGCUCUACCCGGUCACCUACCUGCUGCCCGUGGCGCUGCACCUGCGGCCCACGCCGGCCCUGGGCCCGGGCCCGCCGCCCGCCGGCCUCCCCCGACUCGGCGAGGAGCUGCGACGCCUCUGCCACCGCCGCGUGCUGCUGUUCUGCACGGUGGCGGCGCUCACUUUCCUGGGCCUCGGCUGCGGCUUCUACUCGCACUACGGCUGGGACUUCGUGGAACAGACCUACCUGUACCACCUGACCAGGCGCGACAUCCGCCACAACUUCUCGCCGUACUUUUACAUGCUCUACCUGAGCGCUGAGAGCCGCUGGGCCCGCGUGCUCGGCCUGGCCGCCUUUCUGCCGCAGCUGGUGAUGCUGGCCGCCGUGUCCCUCGCCUUCCACCGCGACCUGGCCUUCUGCUGCUUCCUGCACACUGCCAUCUUCGUCACAUUCAACAAGGUGUGCACGUCGCAGUACUUCAUCUGGUACCUGUGCCUACUGCCGCUGGUGGCUUCCCGCGUGUGCAUGUCCAGGCUGCGGGCUGCGGUGCUCCAGCUGCUUUGGUUCCUGGGCCAGGCACUGUGGCUGCUGCCUGCCUACCAGCUCGAGUUUCAAGGCCAGAACACCUUCCUCUUCAUCUGGCUGGCAGGCCUCUUCUUCCUGCUCAUCAACACCUCUAUCCUCGUUCAGAUCAUUACCCAUUACCAGCUGGAGCGUGAGGUGCACAAAAUCAAGUGCCAUUGAGCCUGGGAAGAGGCCGAAGCCGGCGCUCUGCAGUCACUGCAGGCUGAAGUUCUCUGGGAGCAGCAGGUGACUCCUUUCUGGGGCCUGGUCUGGCCCAAAGCUGUGCAGAGGCCGGUGUUGAAUUGGAAAUGGAGAUCCUACAGCUGCCCCUCCCGCAUCACUCGAGGCUUCUGGAAGUUGUCAGAAUACAGCAUACCUGUACAGUGAUUAGCACCGCAGUUCUUCUGGGGCGGGAACAAUUGGAACUUUGGUACUCAGUACUUAGUCCCCUUCAAAAGAAGGUUGGUGGUGGGCUUCUUUGGCCCACAGUAGACUGUUUCCCAACCUCUGCUGUCGUAUCUUCUUGUGGUGCUAUGGGGGCAGCACCUGGGGAUCAAACCCAGCUUGGUUUCGAAAGUGCCUUAGCCCCGGUGCUUGGUACCUUUAAGCUUGAGUUGUACAAUUUUUUUGUUUGUUUGUUUUGUUUUGUUUUUUGGCCACACCUGGUGAUGCUCCGGGAUUACUCCGGGCUAUGCUCUCAGUAAUCGCUCCUGGCUUGGGGGACAAUAUGGGACG
Messenger RNA from Suncus etruscus (white-toothed pygmy shrew), 2073 nucleotides. It is a transcript of the gene PIGM, whose product is annotated as phosphatidylinositol glycan anchor biosynthesis class M. Lineage: Eukaryota; Metazoa; Chordata; Mammalia; Eulipotyphla; Soricidae. The transcript has 2 exons. The record is from RefSeq and is a predicted model, not a curated record. The coding region runs from base 1 to 1518 and encodes 505 amino acids. Gene Ontology annotation, molecular function: GPI mannosyltransferase activity; alpha-1,4-mannosyltransferase activity. Gene Ontology annotation, cellular component: glycosylphosphatidylinositol-mannosyltransferase I complex; membrane. Gene Ontology annotation, biological process: GPI anchor biosynthetic process.